This is a messenger RNA of Camponotus floridanus (Florida carpenter ant), 782 nucleotides long. Its product is annotated as gamma-glutamylcyclotransferase-like. Gene Ontology annotation, molecular function: gamma-glutamylcyclotransferase activity. The transcript is spliced from 4 exons. NCBI's taxonomy places the organism in Eukaryota, Metazoa, Arthropoda, Insecta, Hymenoptera, Formicidae. The coding region runs from base 83 to 613 and encodes 176 amino acids. The record is from RefSeq and is a predicted model, not a curated record.
UAAUUCUGUACAAUUGAAUGUGGGAUAGUGUAAGCCACUUUGUGCACCAAAAUUUUAAUUGAAUUGAAUAAAUCUCUGCAAAAUGACUUCCAAAUUUUUAUAUUUUGCUUAUGGAAGUAAUUUACUUGCUAAAAGGAUACACUUGAGCAAUCCAACUGCAGUCGUGAAGGACAUUGGUUAUAUAAAAAAUUUUAGAUUGGAUUUUCAAAGAUAUUCUACACGAUGGCAUGGAGCAUCGGCAACAAUUGUAGAAACAGAAAAUUCAGUUGUAUGGGGUGUGAUCUGGGAAUUAGAUAGGAGUAACUUGUCUACAUUAGAUUAUCAAGAAGGUGUUCAGGAUAAUAUAUAUCGUGUACUGUCAGUAAAUGUUGAAACUCCUAAUGGUACAAUUCUAAACUGUAGAGUAUACCAACAAUGUACUAAUCCAAAGGAAUAUAUGAAACUAGUAGAUCUUUCGAUGGAUAGGAGACCUUCACCGUUAUAUCUAGAUACAAUAUUGAAAGGGGCUCAAGAAAAUAAUCUUCCUACUGAUUACAUAGAAUUAUUAAAAACUAUACCACAUAAUGGAUAUGAAGGAAAAUAUGACAUCAGCCUUUCUCUGAUUGAAGAUUGAUUUCUACAAUGUUUUUAUCAUCUGACUUCUUUUGAUAAUGUUGAUCAAGAGUCACAUAUUCCAAUGCCAUCUCUGCUGUCAUUUUGUCUAAUAUGUGUCGGGGAAUCUUUAGUUUCAAAAAUUGUCUUUUGUUUAUCUAAAAAUAUGUUAUAUAUGGUGUAAAUAUGUC